Trichogramma pretiosum is the source of this 2326-nucleotide messenger RNA. Its product is annotated as alpha-tocopherol transfer protein-like. The record is from RefSeq and is a predicted model, not a curated record. The transcript has 4 exons. Gene Ontology annotation, cellular component: membrane. The coding region runs from base 252 to 1214 and encodes 320 amino acids. Gene Ontology annotation, molecular function: phosphatidylinositol bisphosphate binding. Lineage: Eukaryota; Metazoa; Arthropoda; Insecta; Hymenoptera; Trichogrammatidae.
ACAGUCGAUUUUCGCGCCUCCGAUAUAAAUCCCCCGAUUUUUUCGGUGUCGUCAGUUGUGCGAAGUCGCUGCACUGCCAAGUGUCCGUCCGUCCGUUCCGUACGUCAGUAGUUCUUCGCGGUCUCUGUCUCGUCGCUGCAUCUCGUGACUGCAUUUUAUAAAAAUCACAGAAACUGCGCGGGUGUAAACUUGUGUGCCGAUCUGUCUUUUUUUCCCCUUUGUGCGUAACUUCCAUAUAUAAUCCCACAUACAUGUCAUCGGCUCAGGUAAUGAUGCUGGAGAUGCCGAACUACGUCAAAGCUACCAUGCUGACCGACAUGGAGCAGCUGCCCAAGAUCCAGCUCGGCAAUUUCACCCUGGAAUUCGAGCUCGGGCCGCCGUCCGCGGAAAUCGCCGAGGUCGCGCGCAAGGAGCUGCGCGAGACCCCCGAGCUGCAAGCCGAGUCCGUGGCCAAACUCCGCGCCCUCCUCCAGCAGGAGAAGGACCUCAAGUGUCCGCUCGACAACGACGCCUGGCUCAUACGCUUUCUGCGGCCCUGCAAGUACUAUCCCGAGUCCGCUCUCAAGCUCAUCCAGAACUACUACAGCUUCAAGAUCAAGCACUCGAACGUGUACGAGGGCCUCAAGCCCAGCAACGAGGGCAACAUAUUCGCCCAGAACAUACUAACGGUGCUGCCGAAUCGCGACCAGCUGGGCCGUCGCAUCCUAAUCAUCGAGCUGGGAAAGAAGUGGAAGCAUCACGAGGUCACCCUGGACGAGGUGUACAAGGGCUGCGUGCUGUAUCUCGAGGCCGCAAUGCUCGAGCCCACCUCGCAGAUUGCGGGCGCCGUGGUGAUCUUCGACAUGGACGGGCUGUCGCUGCAGCAGACCAUGCAGUUCACGCCGCCAUUCGCCAAGAGGAUCGUCGACUGGCUGCAGGACGCCGUGCCACUGAGGAUCAAGAACAUACACGUCGUCAAUCAGCCCUACAUAUUCAACAUGGUGUUCGCCCUGUUCAAGCCGUUUUUGAGGGAAAAGUUGAAGAGCAGAAUCAUCUUCCACGCCAAGGAUCGCAAAUCCCUACACAAGUACGUGUCGCCCAAGUGCCUGCCCGAGUGCUACGGCGGAAAUCUGCAGAUACCCGUGGUGAGCGGCAAUCAGUGGCUCGAGCUGCUCAUGAUGUGCGACAAAGAGUUCGAAGCUAUCAACUCUUACGGCUAUCAGAAAAAGAAAUGAUGAGAGACGCGACGAGAAAAUGCACAAGUAUUCCAGUCUCUGUCUUCCUCCCUCUGUCUCUAUUAUACCGACCGUUGAGCGGUCUCUAAAAUCAGCAAAAUAUCAUUCCAUUGUAGAAAAAUGUGUUCCACUUUUUCGAUUGAAAAAUUUUUGAUACGUAACAAAGCGCAAUUUUUUGAAAAAGAGCAAUAUAUAACAAUUAGGGCCUACAUUAGUAAAUCGUAUGGAUGAUUUAUAUACACUGAUGAAAAUUUACUAACUCCGUCAUGAUAUCCACUGUGGCUGGCUCAAGAAUUAUAGGAUUUCAUGAACCAAGAUGAAAUUUUACCUGGGGCAAGAUAUUUUUUGUCAUGCAGCAAGAAAAUGAAGAGUUCUUGUCCAAGUAAAAUUUGGUCUUGGUUCAUGAAAUCUUAUAAUUCUUGAACCAACCACAGCGAAUUUCAUGACGGAGUUCGUAAAUUUCUAUCAGUGUAGAACUUUUUUCUCUUGUAUAGUCAAAUGCCAAGUAUCUUCGAUUGUGUAAGCUUGCUAGAGUUACAAUUUAAAACGUCGUUGUAAAUAUAAUGUUGUUUCUUUUUUUAUAAUUAUUAUUGGGGCUUAAAUUUAUACUAGAAAAUAGUUUAUAAUUUAUUUUUGUGGGGUCUUAUCGAGUAUAAGUAUUUCGAAUUCGUAGGUGUACUGUAUAACUAUUUAUAACAAAAAAUGUCUGUGUCUUGCUUGCUCUGUAUCUUUGUAACCGAGCAUAAUUUAAAACAGAUCAUAUCGAUGGAUAUUGCAAACUAUUAGUAUUAUUUCCAAUAUUCUUUCUCUCUAUUAUCGUCGGAAUAAUGUUUAGUUUAUUAAGUCUUCAAAUAUAAUAUACACAUAUAUUUUGUAUACGAUACAAAUCAACGGGGAAAAAUAAUUUGAAUCCGUCUUCAUUUAUUAAAAAAAAAAAAAAAAAUUACCAUGUAAAACAAAUGGUCGAUUUCCUCUUAUUGUGAUAAAAAUUACUCUUACUCGAUGUUAAGUACGAAUUCUCGACGUUAAAAACGUCGAGAUCUUCAGUUGAGAACAACGAAAAAAAAUAUAAAAAAAAGAAGAAAAAGAAAUUGUACGAUCGUGAAAAAAAA